UUAUUGUUAGGGUCAAACUUAAUGUUUUCUUGUGCCUGAUUGAAACCGAGACCUGAAUUGGACGAUCUAGUUCCUUCUUUAACUUAGAUCGUCAUAAAUUCAAGCUCGAUCUAUCGUUGUUUGGAUUCAGGUAACCGAUUAAUACAAUGUUUCUUUUUGACUGGUUCUACAGCGUCUUGGCUUCGCUUGGUCUGUGGCAGAAAGAGGCUAAGAUCUUGUUCUUAGGCCUAGAUAAUGCUGGAAAAACCACCUUGCUCCACAUGUUGAAAGACGAGAGAUUGGUUCAGCAUCAGCCAACGCAGUAUCCCACAUCGGAAGAGCUUAGUAUUGGGAAAAUUAAGUUCAAGGCAUUUGAUUUGGGUGGUCAUCAGAUUGCUCGUAGAGUCUGGAAGGAUUACUAUGCCAAGGUGGAUGCUGUAGUCUACCUAGUGGAUGCCUAUGACAAAGAGAGGUUUGCGGAAUCAAAGAAAGAACUGGACGCACUCCUUUCUGACGAGUCAUUGGCUAAUGUCCCUUUUCUUGUUUUAGGGAACAAGAUUGACAUCCCAUAUGCAGCCUCAGAAGAUGAGUUGCGAUAUCAUCUUGGCCUGACAAAUUUCACCACUGGCAAGGGGAAGGUUAAUCUAGCAGACACAAAUGUCCGCCCACUGGAAGUGUUUAUGUGCAGUAUUGUGCGCAAGAUGGGAUAUGGUGAUGGCUUCAAAUGGCUCUCCCAAUACAUCAAAUAGCAUAAUGGCCGGUAGUGUUUUAGGAAGAUGUAUUGCAUAUCCCGAAAGCCCUAUCCUAUCCCACUGUGUCUCAUCGCACGAAUUGUAUUAAUCUCCUUGUUUGGUCUAGCUUGUGAGUGGGAUUUAAAUUGGAAGUACUGUGUUUUGAAUCUGCGUGGAAGGAAUUGUUAAUGUUACUACUCUGUAAAAUUGACUUGUGGUAGCAGGUCUUAUCUGAUAUAAUAGUUUGUUAAAUUAUUUGCCAUCUAUUGUCAUAUGCUGCAGUACAGCAGAAAUAUUGCAUUCCUUUCC
Messenger RNA from Pistacia vera, 1019 nucleotides. RefSeq names its product GTP-binding protein SAR1A. The record is from RefSeq and is a predicted model, not a curated record. Gene Ontology annotation, cellular component: COPII vesicle coat; endoplasmic reticulum exit site. Bases 147 to 728 code for a protein of 193 amino acids. NCBI's taxonomy places the organism in Eukaryota, Viridiplantae, Streptophyta, Magnoliopsida, Sapindales, Anacardiaceae. Gene Ontology annotation, molecular function: GTPase activity; GTP binding. The transcript is spliced from 3 exons. Gene Ontology annotation, biological process: membrane organization; intracellular protein transport; endoplasmic reticulum to Golgi vesicle-mediated transport.